AUGGCGUCAAACAAGAGAAAGCAAGACGAGAAACAUCUAAAGAUGUUGCGGGAGAUGGUAUCUCUCCCCAGCAAUAAACAAUGUUUCGAUUGUCAUCAAAGAGGGCCUACCUAUGUCAAUAUGACGAUAGGAUCAUUUGUCUGCACCUCCUGCAGUGGCAUUUUCUGAACCGCAAGGUGUACCUGGGCCUGUACGACAGCCGCUCCUGGCCCGAGCCCGACUCGCGGGACGAGCAGCGCGUGCGCGACUACAUGGUGCAGAAGUACGAGAACAAGCGCUACUACGUGGCCCCAACCGACGCCAUGAAGGAGGACACCAAGCGCGCCAACGAGGCGGCGCUCAACUCCAAGCCCCAGCACCAGUGACUGUCCCCCACCCGAGCGCCUUCAAAACACCCCUGGCCGCUCCCGUCAGCUCCCAGCAGAACAACUCCACCGCCGCUGUCCCCGCCCCGGCAGCUGUGGCCAAACCCUCGUCGGGCUUUGACCUCUUGGGAGACCUGGGCGGUGACCCUUUCGCCUCCAACGUUCCCGCCACCUCUGGGAGCGCCGAUGGAGGUUUCGCCGACUUCAGCAACUUUAACAGCUUCAGCACAGCUCCCCCACAGCCAACAGCCACAGCACCUGUGCCCCAGGCACAGCCUCCACCAGCAGCCUUUCCGAUAUCAAACACUCCUCUCCAGCCCAUGGGCACAGGCCUGACCCCAACCUCUAGCAACACACCGGCUGCCGCCCCAGCCCCUGCCCCACAAAGCCACACGGCGGCCUCUUUUUCGGCCAUCAGCGACAAGUAUGCAGCCCUGGCUGAUCUUGACAGUGCUUUCAGUGCCCCCACCACCACGGCCACGGCCAUCAAUUGGGGCGGCCCAGAGGGUGGGGCCAUUAACUGGGGUGGGAGCAGUAGCAGCAGUGCUCCUGUCAGCACUCCAUCGAGCGGUGCUGGAGUCAGCUGGAGUGGUGGCAGUGCUGGUGCAGUGCCCAUCAACUGGAACAAUGCGGGUGCGGGAACCAUGGGUUCGAGCCCCGUCUCCCAAGGCUUUGGUGCGCCACCAGCAGGGAAACCAGGCAACCCUUUCUUAAAACCAAUGGCCAACCCGUUUGGAGGCGCCACCAGUAACCCAGGGAUGCCCCCAGCCUUCUCCAGCGCGGCCCCCAACUCCACGGUCAACCCGUUCGGGGCGCCCAACUCGAUGGGCGGUCUGGGCGGCCAGUUCUCCCAGGCGGGCGGCGUCGGCAUGCCCACGUCCUCGGUGGCCCCGGGGUUCGGGGCUCAGUUCCCGCCGCAGGCUGCCACUUCAGGUUUCGCCCAGUUCCCUCCCAUGCAGAAUGGGGGGUUUGGCAUGACGCCCGUCUCGGCAGGGGGUGCCUUCGCCGGUGCUGCGCCGGGCGCGUUCCCUCAGCAGCAGCAGCAGCAGCAGCAGUUCAUGAUGCCCGCAGCACAGCAGCAGCAAGCGGGCUGGGGAGUGCCUGGUCAGAUGCCUGCAGGGGGUCAGCCUGUGGCCAACCCUUUCAUGAGCACAGCCAUGCAGCAGCAGGUCCCCCCGCCCAGUGGUUCGACGAACCCUUUCUUGUGACGACCCUGCCCCCGCCCCAAGCUAUCCCUCGCCUGACUAAAGUAUGAACACACUACAGAUAUAUUAUAUAUAUAUAUAAACACAGCUAGCUCCACUGUUGGCAGGAGUAAACCAUCUCGACAACAGGACUAUAGAGUCACACUACUCUCUUCUCAUUUCACAUUUUCUCUCUCAUCAUCGUUUUUUUAGUUGGGUUUUUUUUUCCCGCUAAUCACAUCAACAAGACGUAUUUCUCACACAUCACCUUUACACCUGUUCAUCAAUCACCCUCUUUCUCUCUAUCU
This is a messenger RNA of Aplysia californica (California sea hare), 1857 nucleotides long. RefSeq names its product arf-GAP domain and FG repeat-containing protein 1. The record is from RefSeq and is a predicted model, not a curated record. NCBI's taxonomy places the organism in Eukaryota, Metazoa, Mollusca, Gastropoda, Aplysiida, Aplysiidae. Gene Ontology annotation, molecular function: GTPase activator activity.